Thyridium curvatum is the source of this 582-nucleotide messenger RNA. RefSeq lists its product as uncharacterized. The transcript is spliced from 2 exons. Gene Ontology annotation, molecular function: mRNA binding; structural constituent of ribosome. The record is from RefSeq and is a predicted model, not a curated record. Bases 1 to 582 code for a protein of 193 amino acids. Gene Ontology annotation, cellular component: mitochondrial large ribosomal subunit; ribosome. Gene Ontology annotation, biological process: translation; negative regulation of translation. NCBI's taxonomy places the organism in Eukaryota, Fungi, Ascomycota, Sordariomycetes, Thyridiales, Thyridiaceae.
AUGUCCCAGACCGUCGGACUGCUGACCAUCUCCCCCCCCCCCCCCUCCCAGACCCGACUCGCCUACUCGCGCACAUGGCACCACAUCUCCGCCUCGACGCCGCACCCGAUCCUCAGCACCGUCAAGGCCCCAGCGCAGGACAUCACGCCGCCGACGCUGGGCCGCCUGGCCUCGCGCAUCGCCACCCUGCUCAUGGGCAAGCACAAGCCCAUCUGGGACCCGUCGACCGACUGCGGCGACUACGUCGUCGUGACCAACUGCGCGGCGCUGCACGUCACGGGCCGCAAGAAGUGGCAGAAGACGUACUACCGGCACAACACGCGGCCCGGAUCCCUGCGGCACGUCACCAUGGACGUGCUCAUGGACAAGUACGGCGGCUCCGAGGUCCUGCGCAAGGCCGUCAGCGGCAUGCUGCCCAAGAACCGGCUGCGGGACAAGCGGCUGGCGCGGCUCAAGGUGUUUGAGGGCGAGGCGCACCCCUACAAGAGCAACCUCGUGAGGUUCGGCGGCAAGGUGGUCGGCAGCGAGGGGUGGGAGGAUGCUGUCAAGGCUGUGAGGGAGUCGGACAAGACGAGGUUAUGA